GCAUCCCCUCCCCGCUGCUCCGCUGUCUAGCAACGUUGGUUGCCUGCUACCGGACCAGCGGUGUGAUCGACGCGGUAUCAAAACCCAAAACAACGUUUCGGCAGCUGCGUGGUUCCUUUUCUUUCUCGUGCGCCUGGUUCGCCUGCCUGCAACUAGCCAUUGCGAACAUUCGCGAUGCCCACCGGUUGCGGUGUUCCGCUCUGCCCCAACCGUAACCAGAAGAAUCCCGUGAUUCGAGGCAGGAACUUCGUGUACCACUCCUUACCCCGCGAGGAGCCCCUCCGAAGUGCGUGGUGCGGAAGCAUCGGCAGGGAGGACCCCGGGAAGGCAGACGUACGCGUUUGUUCGGAACACUUCAACGGCGAUAAUGACUACGUUCGCAUAGCGAGUGUUCUGCGCGAUGCUGGACAGACGUUGAAGCGCGUUUGCCUGAAGUCCACUUCUGUGCCUUCGCUUCGACUGCCCCCCUUCGCGAGGUCUACCCAAGCAAAGGAGCCACCGUCGAAACGCCGAAGAACUCUGGGUGAUGAGCCGAUUGGGGACGCCGGCUGCUCCGAGGAUAGUGCUCCGAGUGCGCCUCGUGAGCUCUGCUGCUCGUGCGGUCACCGACCAGCCUCACACGACGCAGCAGUUCAAGUGGACCCGGAGGAAGUGCAAGCGCCUACAAAAGCCCCCCGGCCGCCUGCUAGGAAAGACAAGGCUGUGGGAACGGACCCUCGGCUGGGGAAAAAGUCUGUCGGCACGCAGGGAAACACCUAUGCCAAGGUGGUGACAACUCAGUCGGCGCAGACUGAAGAGUUGGAGCUACUUGGCACCGCAAGCGAGGAGCCAGCUCACAAGGAACGGAAAUUCAUCGUGUUCGAGAGCAGACUCCGACAGCUGUUUAAAGUCUGCAAGACCUGCUACAGGCCAUGUAAGGUGUCCACUUCGACGAACACCACCCUUCUCACGGUUCACACACUCUGCCCUGCUGGGCACUCCCAUCGCUGGGACAACAUGCCGUCCAUCAAAGGCAGGGCUCUGGGCACCCUGCUGCUGUCGGGAGCCAUACUGUUCACGGGGUCAUCUCCAACGAAGACGCUGCGCUUGUUCGAGCGCAUCAACCUCCAGGGGAUGUGCGAGAAGACAUACUUCAACUAUCAGCGAACAAUCUUGUGCCAAGCCAUCGAACAGGUGACAAUUAAUGAGAUCAGUUUUUUCCUGACAUGUUCUUGA
Molecule: messenger RNA, 1215 nt
Organism: Ixodes scapularis (black-legged tick)
Lineage: Eukaryota; Metazoa; Arthropoda; Arachnida; Ixodida; Ixodidae
Exons: 4
Coding region: 175-1215 (346 amino acids)
Source: RefSeq, a predicted model, not a curated record